Messenger RNA from Acanthosepion pharaonis, 1095 nucleotides. The record is from the annotation of a GenBank genome assembly. Lineage: Eukaryota; Metazoa; Mollusca; Cephalopoda; Sepiida; Sepiidae.
AUGCGUUUCUUUCUUUCUUUUUACAUUGUUCUGAAUUCUAAUUUCUUUCUUUCUUCCAUUCUUUCUUCCAUUCUUUCUUUCUUUCUUUCUUUCUUCCAUUCUUUCUUUCUUCCAUUCUUUCUUUCUUUCUUCCUUUCUUUCUUUCUUUCUUUCUUCCAUUCUUUCUUUCUUUCUUUCUUCCUUUCUUUCUUUCAUUCUUUCUUUCUUCCGUUCUUUCUUUCUUUCUUCUUCCUUUCUUUCUUUCUUUUCUUUCUUCCAUUCUUUGUUCCAUUCUUUCUUUUUCUUUCUUUCUUUUCUUCCAUUCUUUUUCAUUCUUUCUUUCUUUCUUCCAUUCUUUGUUCCAUUCUUUCUUUCUUUCUUUCUUUUUCUUUCUUUCUUUCUUUCUUCCAUUCUUUCUUUCUUUCUUUCUUCUUCUUUCUUUCUUUCUUUCUUUCUUUCUUUCUUUCUUCCAUUCUUUCUUUCUUCCAUUCUUUCUUUCUUUCUUCCUUUCUUUCUUUCUUUCUUCCAUUCUUUCUUUCUUUCUUUCUUCCUUUCUUUCUUUCUUUCUUUCUUUCUUUUCUUUAUUUCUUUCGUUCCUUUCUUUCUUUUCUUUCUUCCCUUUCUUUUCUUUUCUUUCUUCCAUUCUUUCUUUCUUUCUUUCUUUCUUUCUUCCUUUCUUUCUUUCUUUCUUCCAUUCUUUGUUCCAUUCUUUCUUUCUUUCUUUCUUUCUUCCAUUCUUUCUUUCUUUCUUCCAUUCUUUGUUCCAUUCUUUCUUUCUUUCUUUUUCUUUCUUUCUUUCUUUCUUCCAUUCUUUCUUUCUUUCUUUCUUCCAUUCUUUCUUUCUUUCUUAAUGCUGCAACUUUCUCAUACUUGAUUAUUUUUUUCUUUUUUUUGUCUUUCUUUCUUCUUUUUUUUCUUAUUUUCCUCCUCUACUCUCUGAUCAUUUGUCUUUCCUCUUUUAAGCCACGUGUAUUUGACCGACCCAGAAUCCAACCCAAGUCAUCAGCGCAAACAUCUUUGCGGCUGCUAAACCAACACAAGCACCAAAGAACUAUUGCAUGUCUGCAGUGUCGGCUUUUUACAAAACAUUCUCUCUUCGUUUUUACCCAUUCCUAA